Messenger RNA from Elgaria multicarinata webbii, 4397 nucleotides. It is a transcript of the gene RDX, whose product is annotated as radixin. Gene Ontology annotation, biological process: positive regulation of early endosome to late endosome transport; regulation of organelle assembly; positive regulation of protein localization to early endosome. The record is from RefSeq and is a predicted model, not a curated record. Gene Ontology annotation, molecular function: actin binding; cell adhesion molecule binding. Gene Ontology annotation, cellular component: filopodium; apical part of cell; plasma membrane. The transcript is spliced from 14 exons. Bases 336 to 2090 code for a protein of 584 amino acids. NCBI's taxonomy places the organism in Eukaryota, Metazoa, Chordata, Lepidosauria, Squamata, Anguidae.
CGCCGCCAUAUUGCGGACCUGUCAGCGGGACGCGGCGCUGCCGCUCUUGCGCGUCUCUCCUGCAGCAGGACUAUCGGCACCACUGAGCCCUGACGAGAAGGAGGAGAAGGAGAAGGAGAGCCCAGAGCGCGCGCGUGCGUGUGUGUGUGACGCUCGGAGCGGCCCCGCGGUCGUCGUCGUCGUCCUCCUCCUCCUCCUUCUACUCUCCCGUCGGACCAAAGUCUGUGGACGGCAGGCGGAAAGCGGCAACCGACGCCUCAGCCCCGCCAGAAAAGGACAAGAUUGUGGUCCAGCUGAUGUUUUAACUGAACAAGAAGCAGAGAAGAGGGGGGAAGAUGCCGAAGCCAAUUAAUGUCAGAGUUACCACAAUGGAUGCAGAGCUGGAAUUUGCCAUCCAACCGAACACAACAGGAAAACAGCUUUUUGAUCAGGUUGUAAAAACUGUUGGCCUACGGGAAGUCUGGUUUUUUGGACUGCAGUAUGUGGACAGCAAAGGAUACUCAACUUGGUUGAAGUUGAAUAAAAAGGUAACACAGCAAGAUGUAAGAAAAGAAAAUCCUCUUCAAUUCAAAUUCAGGGCAAAAUUUUUUCCUGAGGAUGUGUCUGAAGAAUUGAUCCAAGAAAUAACCCAAAGACUGUUUUUUCUCCAAGUCAAAGAAGCCAUCUUAAAUGAUGAAAUCUAUUGUCCACCUGAAACUGCUGUUCUGCUUGCUUCUUAUGCUGUUCAAGCAAAGUAUACUGAUUACAAUAAGGAAGUACAUAAGCUAGGAUAUUUGGCCAAUGACAGACUUCUUCCCCAGCGUGUCUUGGAACAGCAUAAAUUGACAAAAGAGCAGUGGGAAGAAAGAAUACAGAAUUGGCAUGAGGAACACAGAGGGAUGCUAAGGGAAGAUUCUAUGAUGGAAUACCUCAAAAUUGCACAAGAUUUGGAAAUGUACGGAGUCAACUAUUUUGAAAUAAAGAACAAAAAGGGAACUGAGUUGUGGCUUGGUGUCGAUGCUUUGGGUUUGAAUAUUUAUGAACAUGAUGACAAGUUGACUCCCAAAAUUGGAUUUCCUUGGAGUGAAAUCAGGAACAUUUCAUUUAAUGACAAAAAGUUUGUGAUAAAGCCCAUCGAUAAAAAGGCCCCCGAUUUUGUGUUUUAUGCACCACGCCUGAGAAUUAAUAAGCGGAUAUUGGCACUGUGCAUGGGAAACCAUGAGCUAUACAUGAGAAGGAGGAAGCCAGAUACAAUUGAAGUUCAACAGAUGAAGGCCCAAGCUAGGGAAGAAAAACACCAAAAACAAAUGGAAAGGGCACAACUAGAGAAUGAGAAAAAGAAAAGGGAAAUAGCAGAAAAAGAGAAGGAGCAAAUAGAGCGUGAAAAGGAAGAAUUGAUCGAACGGCUAAGACAAAUUGAAGAACAAACAAUGAAGGCCCAAAAAGAACUGGAAGAGCAGACGAGAAGAGCUCUAGAGCUGGAUCAGGAACGAAAGAAAGCAAAAGAGGAAGCGGAACGCCUGGAAAAGGAACGUAGAUCUGCAGAAGAGGCAAAAUCUGCACUGGCAAAACAGGCUGCCGACCAAAUGAAGAAUCAGGAGCAGCUAGCAGCAGAACUUGCUGAAUUCACUGCUAAGAUUGCACUUUUGGAGGAGGCCAAGAAAAAGAAGGAAGAAGAAGCUUCAGAAUGGCAGCACAAAGCUUUUGCAGCCCAAGAAGAUCUGGAAAAAACCAAAGAAGAACUGAAGACUGUGAUGUCAGCUCCUCCUCCGCCUCCUCCCCCGCCUCCUGUCAUCCCUCCAACAGAGAAUGAACAUGACGAACAAGAUGAGAAUAAUGCUGAAGCUAGUGCAGAAUUGGCUUCUGAAGGUGUUGAAAAUCACAGGAGUGAGGAGGAACGUGUAACGGAAACACAGAAGAAUGAGCGUGUUAAGAAACAGCUCCAGGCUCUGAGUUCUGAGUUGGCCCAAGCCAGAGAUGAAACCAAGAAAACCCAGAACGACGUCCUUCAUGCGGAGAACGUUAAAGCAGGCCGUGAUAAAUACAAGACUCUUCGACAGAUCCGGCAAGGCAAUACAAAGCAACGCAUUGAUGAAUUUGAAGCAAUGUGAGAGUUGUUCCUUUGCAUAUAUGUUCUUCAUUAAGCUUGAACCACCAGCAGAGAAACACAGGCCUUUCCACAGGUGAAAGGAACACACCCCACCUUGCCAAAGCACUUAUACCAGUUUGUGGUUAAAACGCAUUUCAUGAAAGCUGUUCAACAAUCAGGCAGCCUGUACGCUAUGGCGCUCUGGGGGUGAUGGUAGCAGUUUCCAUGAUCUCAUAUCACACAUCUUUAUUCUUUGUCCUCUGAAGGACUAGCAUGGUCUCAUGCUGACAAAGCUAUUAACCCAAGCAUUGAUCAUUUGAAAGAAUACUAGUUUUUACCUUAUAAUAACUGACCACAGUUUUGGCAUGGGUGCACUUUGGAAUGUUCUUUUCAGUUUAGCGAAUUUGCAAGAAUUUUGAUAUUGCUGAAUGCAUCAUGGGUUUUAAGAUUUCCCCCCCGUUAGGUGGAAUUCUUUGGUGUUUCAUGUCCUGUCAUCAUUGAUGGUUUUCUUUGCCUGCCUGUUCACAAAGAUCUAGAUGGCAGGUAGCUGUUCCAGCACACCUUUUUCUUUAAGAAAAAGAAAAGAAAAAGUGGAACGUUACCUGUAAAAACUUUUGCUUAUAAGCUUUACUGAAGUCUUUAGUUUUUCAAAUAAAGUAGGAAAAAUUAAACUCUCUAGGUUCUCCUUCCCUUUGCACUCUGUUAGUCAUCAUAUGGGAUGCAAUGUUGGAAACCUGGACCUUUCUGGCAAGGGAGCAUAUGAAAACAUCAGUCCCAUGGAGGGGACAGUAUCCUACCUCACUACUAUAUAUAUGAUGACUGGUCUUAUAAACACCAUAUUGAAAUGCUGUGUUAAGCUGGGAUCUCCAUAGCUAAACACAACACAAAUCUAGGAGCCUUUACUCUUUAACAUUUUGUUCUAUUACAGAUAGAUUUAUAGUAUUCAAAGAGUGUUCAGCUGCCUUUUUGUCGAGUAAAAUUAUGCAUCAUGUAUUUUACUUCUUUCUUUUUUCUUUUUAAAUGUAACCUGUCACUGGUAUAUUAUCCAAUGAGAGGGAGUGAAAUGUUUGAGCUUGUCUUCUGGAUUUCUUUGUACUCAAUUAACAUUGCUGUGGGGCUCAUUUCUUAAUGAAGUCUGUGCAUAAAACAAUGCUGUCUUGCACAUCAUGUUCUCCCUGUUCUUUCCAUGUUAACUCUGAAGAUGCAAGGGAACAACAUCCAUGUGCUGUGCGUGUUCAGGGAAUCCGGUCACAGGGAUUGUGGCAGAACAGGGGCAAAUGACUUGUAUGAACAAACCUUUAGGUUGAAGUUCAAUAUGCGCUCAAUAAACAUUGAACGUGUGUUUUGAACCAAUGGUGAAUCACUCUUAUCUAGUACUUCUUGGAAUGACUAAUCAAAAUUGGGCACCUUGAGUUUGUGUUUAUAGAAACGAAACUGAAACUAUGUACCGUUUUUAUAGAUCUUUAACUAGCAGUUGGGAGAAAGAAGCUCUGCUUUCUCUGAGGAUGGUUCAGCUGUCUUCUGUUUGGUAUUAUGCACUUAAAUUUACACUUACCUAUUACAAUUGCCAUUUUAUUAAAUUUUCAUGCACAAAUUCUUUAUGAACCCUGUUGUGGGUUGUUUCUCCCCUCCCUCCCCCCCCCCCCCAAUUUAAAGCAAAUCCUUUGAGGGAGGACAUCAUGAAAGGGAAUAGUAUACAUACACAAAUUAUUUUUGGGAUAACGUUAGCUGGCUAACCUUGCAUAGACUGGUGUGCAAAUGCUGUGCACGUGCUCAAAAACACUGUUUGAUUGCCCCCAGGUAUUUCUGUUCCCAGUUGCAGAAAAUGGGGCAAAUGUAUUGCAUGUUUUCACGCAGUGAAUCAUGAGACCUCUAUUUCUACAGUGUUCAAAAAAUUUUUUUGCCAUAGCAGGUGGAAUGCUGUGCAUGGUUCUUCCCUGAAAUGUGUGCACAUGCAUUGACAUGCUAGUCUAUAAGUGUGAGGGGGGGAUACCAGUUAGAUUUGUUAAUCAUAAUCUAUAAUGUAUAGAUUAGUAUUUAAAUGGAUAUAAUCCAUUUAUAAAACUGUGUGGAUUUUUCUAAGCAACCAAGAAUUAAUAUCUGUAACAAGGAUUUUCACUAUGUGUAGAGGUGAUGGUUGUCACCAGCUGUUGGGGAAACACUGAUGCAGAGGCAGGAAGAAAAUACUUGGUGAAGUAAUUCUCAAUGUGCUUCCCCAUUUGUUCCCCCCCUCCUUAUGUUUUGUGUUGUAAAAUUAAGCUACAGUCAAUAACAUCUAUUAUUUUGGAUAACACCCAUUGGCUAAUAAUAAAGAGAAUACAGUUCAUUA